AUGCUCUCGUUACCACUAGCCAAGUUGUCAGUCGCACUCGAUACUGACCCUGACGCACAAAGCUUCACCUGGCAGCAUGAAACUCAUGACCUCACCUUUGUUAUUGACAGCUAUGGUGGCAGCGGCUCGUCGCAGCUGCUGAAGGUGGUGCAGGGUACCCAAGUCAGGCAACUCAUAGAACUCCAACGGCUGAUCGGCGAGGGCGAUGACAUGAUGAGGGCCAUGCAACAGCGUGGUGUUUCACUCAAGACUGAUCAGCUGCCAAUAUCGGCUAUUGUUCGCUGUCCUCUUCUAGCUAUCCGUUGGCAACUGCCCAACCAAAAGGUCCGCCGUGCUCAAAUCAAGUUUAAAAGCAAUCAGGACUACGACGCCGCGUACAGCCAGCUUGAUCAGCUUGGGCUUCGCAUGACUCCCUCCAAUGAUACCCAGGCUAACGCACGACCUUAUACUCCCUCGUCAGCCCGAGGGUUACCAGUGAAGCAUAAUGUAACAGCGACUACUUAUCCUCAUCAAGCCCUCCCUGGGGGAAUGUCCUGUCCCCCCUCCCACCUCGCAGACAUCGCCAGCCGGCCUUAUUCAGCCUCUGACGCCUCGGUCCCUACGCACACUCGGCUGCAGGACGUUGCACACUCACGCCCCUUCUCUGCACUUGCAGGAUACAAUUCUGCAGAUUCUACUAUUCCGGGCCUGUCCUCUAGCCCUCUGACUCCUCCAGUGUAUUUUGCUCGACCCUCAUCUGCCACGACUGAAUUGCUACAACAAUCCUCGACAAACGCGGGCUUCCCACCCAGAGACAGCUUCACGUCCUCCUUGGAGGAAGCCUCGCGGCAUAACACUACUCGCUUAGAUGCCUCACCACCAUCGAGUAGCUCUCACAGCGCCGAGGCAUCACUACCACCAAGACGAGAGCUACCUUUCCAACGAUCAUCUGCGCCACGGUCUUCAGGGAGCGACACAAUUCAGCCAUCUAGUCGAUCCUCCACUAGUCUCAUGGGACCACCUCCUCUGCCAGUGCGUGUGACCAAUCUGCGGCCUUCGUCAGCUCGUGAUGGCGCCAUGGAAACUGACCGUCUUCAAUCUGCCCAGCCGACUCUACUGGCGGAACCUGAGUCUCGACUCCAAGCGGCGCAGAAGCCACCUCGUACACCAGAUGCAAGCAAAGAUAUGCAUUCAGGCAUAGAUUCCUUCGCGCACCAGGACAAGGGAAGUCAACGGCCAUCGAAUUUCUCACCAAUUCACAGCUCUUCCCCUGGUUCGUCACCCUCUUUUCCCAGAAGGUCCGAGACCGUGUUCCCGCCAGGAAAUACGCUCCAAGGGCCACGACGAGCUGCCUCACUGAACACUUCGACUCCUCCUCGUAGCUUCGAUAAUAUGCUAAACACUCAUCUUGCCCCUUCAACAUCCCAAGCAUGUCAAGCUGACGACGUCCACGGUCUGAGAGGCUAUGCAAUGCAGUCGGAAGAUGGACGUAGAGCUGCUCUGAAUGAGUUCAUCUUCCGUCAUUUGGAGAACGACGACUUCCUCACUCUUGUCGAGGACAUGGAAACCUGUUGGGCGAGAGCAGCGCUUGGAAUGAGGUAG
Molecule: messenger RNA, 1581 nt
Organism: Plenodomus lingam JN3
Lineage: Eukaryota; Fungi; Ascomycota; Dothideomycetes; Pleosporales; Leptosphaeriaceae
Source: RefSeq, a predicted model, not a curated record